Molecule: messenger RNA, 1379 nt
Organism: Raphanus sativus (radish)
Lineage: Eukaryota; Viridiplantae; Streptophyta; Magnoliopsida; Brassicales; Brassicaceae
Exons: 3
Coding region: 68-1078 (336 amino acids)
Biological process (GO): regulation of DNA-templated transcription
Cellular component (GO): nucleus
Molecular function (GO): protein binding
Source: RefSeq, a predicted model, not a curated record
AACAGAGAGAACAGGUUAAUUAAGAGUGAGAGACACACACAGUUAUACAGUGAAAGAGGGAUCAAAGAUGUGUAGCGAACCCAGUCCAGUGGCUGGAGAAAAAAAACAGAGCAGGAGAACAUCCAAUAGGAUCAAGAAGAGGAAAUACAUAGCCAUGAUGGAUGACGACUCUCCUUCGAAUCUUGAAACGUCUCGUAAUAAGCAGAUCAGAACAAAGACGAAGAAACCUAAAUUUCUCAGUCUCAAGCUCGAAAUCAACACUUCUCACGAGAUCGACGAGAGUCAUGUAGCCACGUCAAACAAAAAGAAGAGCAAACAAAAACCAUCGAAAGAAGGAGCUGGUACGACACCGUUUAAGGAGAAGAAGAGAGUGGAGGAGAGUACUGUGAGAGGAGGAGAGAAAGAAGAAGAGCAGUACGACACAGUCGCAGCUUACCUCUUCAGUUCAACCACCGACAGCACAAUAUCAUCGAUCCACGAUCUGCUCCCCUCCUCCGCCCCCGCCGAUGAGGAAGGAAGGAACAUGUCUCCGUACGACUUUCAGGAGCAUGGAUCGACCUCUACUUCGCUUCUACUGACAGCCAUGAGGAAAGGAGCGAGCAAGGAGGAGACUACGGCGGAGCGGUGGGUGAGUUAUUCGGAGGUUGUGGACGAGGUGAUGAGUAGGAGCGGAACUCCGCGUUGUUGCGGCGGAGAUGGGAACGAUAUUGGAAGGCCUUCUUCGCUGGCUCUGAAGCUUGAUUACGAGCAGAUCAUGGAGGCUUGGCCGGAUAAAGGUACUCUUUAUGUCGACGGAGAACCGCCGCAGACGGUCCCGGACUUGCAUGCUUCCACUGAUGUGUAUACCGGCGGUGGAGACGCAGGGAAUUUAUGGGCGGUGCCGGAGAUGGAGAUGGAGAUGGAGAUGGAGACGACGGAGUCGUUAUGGAGAGGGCAUAGAGAAGCGAGCUUGCUACGGUAUAAAGAGAAACGGCAAAGCCGCCUUUUCUCUAAGCGGAUUCGAUACCAAGUUCGUAAACUCAACGCUGAGAAACGUCCUCGUGUUAAAGGCCGGUUUGUGAAGAGGGACGAUUUGUAAACCACUAAAAACUGGUGGUUUAGACUUGUGGUUUGUGGACGUACUAGUCUUAUAAAAUAACCAAGUGGAGGAUGUUUGGUAUAAUAAUGUUAUUCUGUAAAUUUUUGAGAAGUUAAGGGCCUAACCGGAGUAUACCGAGAAAUGAAAGGUGUUGGUUGAUAUAUGGGUCUUGACCAGCUCGGUUAUGAGUUUCGGUUUGUUUGCCCGGUUUAGUUCUAUUAGCAGAAAAGUCAACUAAUGUACCACAUCAUCUAAGCGAAUAAUAAAUUAAUAAUAUAUGUGGAUAUUAACGAUAACAUAA